AUGACUGUCUAUUGUAGGAUGGUUAACACUGAUGUUCAUGAUAUUGUGCUCCAUUCUCCUUUGGAAAAGUCUCUGCAAAUUGUUCUGGUGAGAGAUGUGGAUGGUAAAACGUUUUGGGAUGCCUUAGAUGAAGCCAUCUCUCCAAGAAUUAAAUUGCCUACUCCAGUUGAUACCUCUGCUCUUUCUACAUUUAGUACUCUGUUUCAAGGAAGGCCUCUUAAUAAGGGUACCAUUAUCUUCUUGACUUGGCCGGACUCUACCAAAAUGCUUGUUUCUGUAUCGAGUGAUGGGUUGCCUUCUGGUGUUGAUGCAACUACUGAGUCAACAAAUGUGAUAUCAGCUCUUUUUGAUGUAUUUCUGGGAAGUGAUUCAGUUUCUCCUACUCUUAAGGCUUCAGUGACCAGUGGAUUGACAGCAUUGCUGAAUGGCUGAAGUAAAGAAAACAAGAGAGAUUUUCUGCUCAGUUGUUUUAAUUCCUGACACUCAAUGUUCAUCAUAGCUUUCUACAUGAAUGAACUGCUCUAAAUCUUGUUUUGUACACUAUGAACACUUUGGAAAGUGCAUUGCUCCACUAAUCUAAUAACCAGAAGUAAGAACCCUUCACUAAAA
This is a messenger RNA of Coffea arabica (coffee), 609 nucleotides long. The record is from RefSeq and is a predicted model, not a curated record. Lineage: Eukaryota; Viridiplantae; Streptophyta; Magnoliopsida; Gentianales; Rubiaceae.